CAAAAAUUCAGAGAAAAUGUUUUAAUACGAUGGUAAUCCUAGUAGCAUGGUGGCUCUGGAAACAUCGAAAUACAUUCAUGAGGAUGCAGCUCUGUGGGGAAUGGCUGGAGCUAGAGCCCUUAGAAGUCUUUGGUCUUAAGCUGUUGGCCUUGGACCACUAAUGGGUUAUAGAUGAGUCUUUUGAUGUUUUUGUUUUUCUACUUCUGUAAGGAGGUUUUUGUAUUUGGUCUCUUCCCAGACCCUUACUCUUUUCUUCUUAAUAUAUUGAUAAUGCAACUCUUUCGCGAAAUAAAGUCACGGGGUAGAGAAGGCUGCAGCUCCCCCGCGUGGGCGACUCGAGCGGCAAAACCCUAGCCGCUACCGCCCCACUGCCCCUUCUCUCUGUCUCACGGCUGCCAGAGGGGUUGGCCGGCAUGCCCGCCGGGCCCCCAGGAUGGUGGCGGCGACGCAUCCGCCCAGUUGGCGUCGCGAGCGCCCAGAUCCACGCGGGAGGGAACUCGUGGCCGGGGCGUGGUCAUGGUGUUCGUGGCGGUGCCGUGCGCUCGCGUGGGCGUUGCAGGUAGAGGCGCGGUGGCGGUGGUGCAACGGCCCACUGACGGCGUGCACGUGGAAGCUCACCGUGUCGACGAAGUUGGGGGUGAGGAGUGCGACGCCGACCCGAAGCAUCACAGGCCGGGAGAGCAACCGCCUCCCACCCGCCGGUCGUCCUCGGCCUCGUUCGCUACCUUCUUCGCGCUGCACGGUCGGUGGCUGCACCGUGCUGCCCGCCGGGGCGCGAGCUGGCGCCGAUCGGCAGAUGCAGCAACAUGUCGUUCAGCUGGCUCUUUGAGCGGCCGUUGUGGCCCUCUUGCGCGGAGCUCCUGGCGGCUCGGGGAGGAGGUGCAGCGACCGUACCUGCACGGCGGUCAUCUCCUCGUGGCGGGGGUGAGACCCUCGCAGUGGCCGCGAGUGCCAGGCCGGCGACGACUGCCGGCAUCGGCUUCGGCGCGUGAUAGCAUGACGCACACGGCAAGGUGAAAUCGAGCUCCGUGUGCCCUGCUAGAGGGGGUGGCGACCGACGCAGCUUUGAGGCUGUUGCGGUAGCCGAUGCGUCGAGCCGUCGAUGCCCCUCUAGAAGGGUUUGUGCGGGAUCGCAGGGCAGCUACGACGACAAAGACAACUUGCUAUGGCCCAGCUUCUUGACCUCACGAUGUGUUGGGAGACAUCUUGGGCGAAAGUCUCGGCGACGGUGAUGUCCGUGGCGCUUCUCUUGUCGAGGGUGUCACAUUCCCCAGCAUCGUUUUUUUUGGGCGAAAGCUCAAUCCAUCUCGGACAGGCGAUGGAGGUGUCCCCGACGUCAUUCCCUUCCUAAAGGCGUCACUAUUGAAAUUCGUCUUGACCACGACGUCGCAUUUAGUUGAUGCUUUCGCUUCUCGAUGCCCGAUAUGCGGGUAGAGGAAGGGACUUGCAACGUGAGGUCGGAGCUGCUACGUUAGAGGAUGUGACUCGACAAUGAUGACAUGAAGCAAAACCCUCCCUCCUUCGUGGACUGGUUUGCUUUGGAGGUUGGGCAUAUGUCGGGGGCGGGGCGCCAGAUCAAGAUUGGAAGUCGGAGCUGCUCCUUGGUUUGAGCUCAACAAUGAUGGCCUGUUGUGACCUUUCGCUUCGGGCCGCCUGCCUGUUUUCGUUUGGAUCAUCUAAGAUUUGCCAUGGUAAGUCAGAGUCGCUGGCUACUUUACAACCAUGCUUGGCAAUGAUAACUCAUGGCAGCUUUAGGUGCUCUUCUGCAUUGCGUUGGUGGGUUUGCCCUUCGUGGUCUUGUUAGUUUUGGUUGUAGGAGUUGGUUUGUGGUCUGGUGCAUGAAGUCGGAGCUGCUAAGCCUCGGUGCUAAGCUCGACAACGAUGACUUGAGCCAGGCUUUAGAACUGCUGACGAGGUGAGUGGAGUAGAGCAAAAGUGUUGUGUGGUCAUCUGUUGAUGUCCCAAUCCAACCAGCCCACUUUUGUUGUUUCUAGUUGGUUCGAGUGUUGUGUGGCACAUGUUGAUGUUCCAAUCCAACCAUACGCUGUUGUUUGGUCGUUUUGCCUA
Messenger RNA from Zea mays, 2067 nucleotides. RefSeq lists its product as uncharacterized. Lineage: Eukaryota; Viridiplantae; Streptophyta; Magnoliopsida; Poales; Poaceae. The record is from RefSeq and is a predicted model, not a curated record. The transcript has a single exon. The coding region runs from base 517 to 1017 and encodes 166 amino acids.